CUAAUCUUAAUCACAAUUUUUUGCAGCGAUUGGUGGUCACUUCCGUUGCGGCCUUGGUCGAGUAUUGUCGUGUUCACAAACACGUUACGCGUGUGUAAUUUGGACCUUAUUUUUGAAUUCUAUUCUCCUUCUAAAGAGGAAUUCUUUGUGUAGCAUCCUAUCAGUAACUCUCAUCUAAAUAAAAUUUCUGAUACUAACCCACAACUUGAUUUCUACAACAUUAGCGCUAUUUAUAUUCAUCGACUUGGCCGUGUGGGCCUGUGUAUCUCAGGCCCGGUGCCAUUCACAAGAAGAAGAAGAAGAAGAAGAAGAAGAAGAAGAAGAAGUGAUUGGUGGUGAUGGGUGAUGGCAGUAACGAACUGACGAACAACCGCAUGAUUUAUAUUACGAUGUAUUUUAUGAUAUGAUUAAUGACGUGUAUUAGCACAAGUUAAAUAAUAUCAAUUUAUUAUAACAUGGACACCGAAAAUGCUAUAAAAGUAGAAUUUAGUGUAAAGAAAGAGGAGAUUGACGAUGAUGAUAUGAAUAAUUACUACAAAAAAGACAAAGCAUUUCAGGAAAAUGUUGCACAAAAGAAACAAGUAAAAAAGAGAAAUAAAAAAUUAAAAGUGCAAGAAAUUGAGGAUUCAUUAAAAGAAAAGCAAUUGAAACAAGUUAGUAUCAAUGUCCCUGCUGAUAUGAUUAUCCCAAAAAAAGAAUCUACCAAUGAGAAUGAAGAAACUCCAAAGAAGCCAUCCAAAAGGCAGUUGAAAAGGGAAAAAGUUAUCCAAGCGGCUGUUCAGAAAAAGGAAAGUAGUAGAAUAAUUGCCAUGCAGAAGGCAUUGAAUUAUGUAUCUAUGUGGAAACAUUCUAGAAGCGAAUGGAAAUUCGAGAAGCUUAAACAGAUUUGGUUAAUGGAUAAUUUGUUGGAUGAAAACUCCAUUCCUGAUGCGAUUUUUCCACUUGUUCUUGAAUACUUUGAAGGUUGCAAAGGCAUGGCACGUGAAGUAUUAUUACGAAAGGGAAUGGACAUUAUAAGAAAAGCUGAGGAAAAGAAAGAUGAUCAAGAAGAGAUCAAAAACGAAAUUACAGAGUCAAUUGCUUACAAGCGAGCAAGGGAACUUUUGCAAACUUUACCAAUUGAUAAAUAGUUUUAAGUGUGAAGAAAUUUUAUUAAUAAAAGAGCGUUAAAAAACAAUAUUUAAGCCUAUUAAUAUAUAAAAUUUGGAUAAAAUAUGAAAAAAAUGAAAGAUCUUU
This is a messenger RNA of Formica exsecta, 1236 nucleotides long. RefSeq lists its product as uncharacterized. The record is from RefSeq and is a predicted model, not a curated record. Bases 456 to 1130 code for a protein of 224 amino acids. The transcript has 6 exons. Lineage: Eukaryota; Metazoa; Arthropoda; Insecta; Hymenoptera; Formicidae.